Dentiscutata heterogama is the source of this 487-nucleotide messenger RNA. NCBI's taxonomy places the organism in Eukaryota, Fungi, Glomeromycota, Glomeromycetes, Diversisporales, Gigasporaceae. The record is from the annotation of a GenBank genome assembly.
GAAACCUGGGUACCAUGGAAAGAAAAAUUUGUGAAGGCCUGGACAAAUGAAUUACUUCAUUUAGGAACAACUGUAACAUCUCAUAUUGAGAGUUCACAUGCUACAUUAAAAGCAUACUUGCAGACGUCCACAGGAGACCUUUACCGUGUUUACACAGCAAUAUCUUUAGCAGUAACCAACCAAAAAAAAGAACUCAAUACUAUGAUUGCAUCAGAACAUAUUCGUAUCCCAGCCUUUGCUACUAACAAUUCUUUGUAUAGAAAUAUUAAGGGUAGACAAUUAGCUGCACAAGAUACAUUAAAAAGCAUUAUUGAUGAACCUUCAAUGGCCUUACAAAAUCCUGGUAUAGUCCGUACCAAAGGUCGUCCCUCUGGAGCUCCUAAUAACCAAAAAGUCAACUCAACUAAAAGAGAUCCUUCUGGCUUCGAAUUAGUAGAUCCCAAAGCAAGGCAUUGUGCCAUUUGCCAACAACCUGGGCACAACGCUC